AACAGGCUGAUCUCUAACAGGGGCAAGCCUUAGAUUGCUAGGGAAGUCCAAAACUCCAGUGUUAUCAGCUGAGCCAGAGAGUCUGACAUCUGUGUGGUGGUGCUGCUGCAUUGUCUUUCUGUUUCUGGAUACAGUAUUGAAUAUUUUUUUAUUAUUAUUAUAAUAUUUUUUAUUAUUAUUUUGUGUGCGUCUAUGUGACCGCACUCGAAUAAAAACAGCCUGCAUUUCAACAUCAGCAGGAUUCAAUGCCUUCUUCAUUACAGUCAAGGAUGGAUGUUCUACUGUGGAUGUUUUGUUUUAUCAUUAGCCAAAUUCUUGCCAUCAAUGGUAUAGAGAAUUCAAGAACUGUUGUGAGGACAUAUGAUAACAGCAGAUCUGUUCUGCACAGACACAAAAGAGAUUGGAGAUGGAAUACACUGUAUACUGAUGAAGAAAAAAAAACAACUCUACCACAUUUAAUUGGAAAGCUGUCGUCCACAAACGUCAACGGAAGUGCAAGGUUUGUUAUAGAGGGAGAAGGAGCUAAUACCAUUUUUAAAGUGGAUGAUCUUGGUGAUAUUUAUGCCUGGAAGACACUGGAUCGGGAAGAAAAGUCCAUCUAUCAUCUCCAAGCUCAAAUCUUUGACAAAAAAACCAACAAACAGUUGGAACCAACAUCAGAGUUUGAGAUCAAGCUCAAUGACAUCAACGACAAUGCUCCUAGAUUCACACACAAUAUAUAUAAUGGCUCUGUUAAAGAGAUGUCUAAACCAGGAACCAGCGUGUUGCAAGUAAUAGCUGUAGAUCCAGAUGACUCCUCAGUGUCAGGCCAUGCCAGGGUCAUGUACAGUAUCAUUAAAGGAGGAGAGAAAUUCCGUAUUGAUUUAAACACAGGAAUCAUUACAUCAUCCAAUAUGUUGGACAGAGAACAACAGAAAACCUAUGAAUUGAUUGUAAGGGCUAAGGAUAUGCCAGGUUAUGAAGGAGGCUUUUCAAGCACUGCAUCUGUAAUAAUUACACUGGAAGACAUAAAUGACAAUGUGGCAACAUUCACAAAGAAACAGUACACACUUUCUGUGUUAGAAGAUAGACCUAUUGGAUCUGAGGCUGGGAUGCUCCAAAUUGAAGAUAAAGAUGAGCCACAGAACACAAAUCCAGUGUUCAGUUUUGUGAAACGAGAUUUUAGGGGUCUCUUUGAUGUUGUUUCAGACAAUAUCACAAAAAAUGCAGUCAUUGUUUUAAAACAGCUCCUUGACUAUGAAAAAGUGAAGACGUACACUAUGGAAGUUGAAGUGACUGAAAAAACUACAGUCCCCCCUGGUAAAAGGGAUCCACAGGUUAACGCCAGGGCGAUGGUGUUUCUCAAUGUUUUAGAUGUCGACGAGCCUCCUGUUUUCCAGCGUCCUUCUUACUUCUUCAGUAUUUUUGAGAACGCCUCCCUUGGCACUCAUGUUGGCUCUGUUUUUGCGUCGGAUCCAGAUGAAGCCCAGAAAACUGUAAGAUACUCCAUCAACGGAGGAAAUGUAGUCACGAUUAACAGAGACUCUGGAUCUAUUAAAACAAGUAAUAACCUGGACCGGGAGAUGAAUGCCUGGCACAAUGUCACUAUCACUGCAGUAGAAGAUGGUCCUGGAGGUAAAGAAUCCACAGUUUCUAUGUUCUUGAAGGUUCUUGAUAUAAAUGACAAUUAUCCAAAAUUGGAUUAUGAAUAUGACCUCUUUGUAUGUGCAAAUGCCAGACCUGGAAAGGUAAUACAGACAAUUGCUGCCAGUGACAAAGAUGAAAUGACUACUGGACAAAAAUUAAGCUUCUAUUUAGAUCAUGCCCACAGUAACUUCUCACUUGUGGACAAUCAUGACAACACAGCGAACAUUACUUUAAAACAAGGGGGCUUCAAUCCAGAUGAAAAGAAAACAUAUUUCCUUCCUGUCGUCAUCUCUGACAAUGGCAGGCCCCAGCUCAUAAGCACCUACACCCUGGAGAUCGUGGUCUGUGGAUGUGACGCAAAUGCAGAAGCAGAGCCCUAUUCCUGUAGGGGAGCCUACGUACAGACCGGAGUUAGCGUCCACGCCCUUACAGUCAUUCUACUCUGCAUCCUCGCCAUUUUAGUCAUUACAUUGUUAAUUGUCAUGAGAAGAAAAUUCAAGAAAGACUCACUGGUCAGUUUGGGAAAGAGCUCCGGAGAAAUCCACGAGCAGCUUGUGUCGUAUGAUGAAGAAGGGGGCGGGGAAAUGGACACUAACGGUUACGACGUCUCUGUGCUCAACUCAGUACGGCACAGCAGCAUGAGGCCUAGACCGGAGGCACAGCCUGGGCCUUGCCUAUACGCAACAGUCCAGAAGCCUGUAGCAAAGGGGGGCAUGGCCGUCAUGAUUGAAGUGAAGAAGGAUGAAGCUGACCACGACCGAGAUGGGAUCCCCUAUGACACGCUGCACAUCUACGGAUACGAAGGAUCAGAGUCUCUGGCCGAGAGUCUCAGCUCCCUAGAAUCUGCUUCAUCCAACUCUGACAUGGACUAUGACUUCUUAAACGACUGGGGGCCUCGCUUUAAAACAUUAGCCGAACUCUAUGGUGUAGACGGAGCUGAGAACGGCUAUGAAUAUUAAUUCUUCAACAUUUAUUAUUGUUGUUAUUUUUUUUAUUUAUUUUUUUUGGGGGGGGGG
This is a messenger RNA of Acipenser ruthenus (sterlet), 2642 nucleotides long. Its product is annotated as cadherin-5-like. The coding region runs from base 246 to 2585 and encodes 779 amino acids. The transcript has 12 exons. Gene Ontology annotation, molecular function: cadherin binding; calcium ion binding. Gene Ontology annotation, biological process: regulation of establishment of cell polarity; cell-cell junction assembly; calcium-dependent cell-cell adhesion. Gene Ontology annotation, cellular component: catenin complex; adherens junction; plasma membrane. The record is from RefSeq and is a predicted model, not a curated record. Lineage: Eukaryota; Metazoa; Chordata; Actinopteri; Acipenseriformes; Acipenseridae.